UUGAACGUCACAAUAGCUGUUGCUAAGGGACAGGCGCGCGCGCCCCGCGCCCCUGUUCAGUCGGCCGCCGCCUGCGACGGGAGCAACACGUGCGUGCAGUCAGAAAGGGUUUUUUCGUACACAAUGAAUAGCCAGGAGCUUGAGGAUGAGCGUAUACGUCUUGUUUUAAUGCAGUCUGACAGUGAAGACGACUUGUUAUCCGACGGUAGCGAAAAGGAAGAUCAUUUGAGUGCGCGCAGUCAAGAUAGUGAUACUGAGCAAAAUGCAAGCAGUGAUGGCGAGGAAAACGUACCACUAUCUGAAUUGCAACAUCAGAACCCACAUGGGACUAAAUGGUCUAAAAAUCCUCCUUACCAACAAGUCCGCACACGCUCUGAAAACAUCAUACGCCAAACACCUGGUGUAAGCCCAGCAGCGAGGUCGGCACAGUCUGAACUUGAAUGUUGGAGUGUGUUUUGUCCCGAUACUAUGCUCUCUGUAAUGCUGACUCACACAAACUCACAAAUUCGAGAAAGAAAUUCAGCUUCUGAAGCUAUCCCUCACUAUAGGAAAGAAAUGGAUAUGAGUGAAUUGAAGGCUUUCUUUGGACUAUUAUACAUUGCUGGAUUUUAUCGCUCUGGUAGACAAAACACUAUCGAUCUUUGGGCUCCAGACGGUACAGGAGUCGAAAUUUUCAGGUUGACAAUGCCGCGGCAGCGAUUUCAUUUCAUACAAAGCUGUCUGCGCUUUGAUGAUAAAUCUACACGGGAAGAAAGAAAACUGUUCGACAACUUGGCCCCUAUACGUCAAGCAUUUGACAUAUUUGUCGAGAACUGCAGGAAGGUAUAUAUACUGGAUGCAUACGUAACCAUCGAUGAGAUGCUGCUUGCGUUUAGAGGCAGAUGUCAAUUUCGUCAGUACAUUCCAUCAAAGCCUGCCAAAUACGGAAUAAAAAUAUUAGCCUUGGUUGACGCAAAAAGUUUCUAUAUUUUCAACCUCGAGAUUUAUGCAGGAAAGCAGCCAGAAGGGCCAUUUUUUGUGAGCAAUAAACCUUUUGACGUGGUGAAUCGUCUAGUAUUUCAAAUUUCGAAAACUGGCCGCAACGUCACUUUCGAUAAUUGGUUCACCAGCUACGAACUAAUAUCUCAUCUGCUGAAUGAGCACAAACUUACCUCUGUUGGUACGGUGCGCAAGAACAAGAGGCAACUUCCAACGUCAUUUAUCAAUACUCGCGGUGCAGCUAUAUUUUCAUCGAAAUUUGGCUUUCAAAAGGAUAUAACGCUCGUGUCUCAUAUUCCAAAAAAAAACAAGGUUGUCAUACUAAUGUCUAGUCUCCACCACAACGCUGAAAUUGAUGAAUCAACAGGAGAGAAAAAAAAACCUGAGAUAAAUACGUUUUAUAACACCACUAAAGGUGGAGUAGACGUAGCAGAUGAGUUGUCAGCAACAUACGAUGUUAGUCGCAACUCGAAAAAAUGGCCUCUCACUGUCUUCUAUGCAAUGCUCAAUAUGGCUGGCAUCAACGCGUAUAUUAUACACAGGUCUAACACGUAG
Molecule: messenger RNA, 1533 nt
Organism: Danaus chrysippus (African queen)
Lineage: Eukaryota; Metazoa; Arthropoda; Insecta; Lepidoptera; Nymphalidae
Source: the annotation of a GenBank genome assembly